Chinchilla lanigera (long-tailed chinchilla) is the source of this 1850-nucleotide messenger RNA. It is a transcript of the gene Pgrmc1, whose product is annotated as progesterone receptor membrane component 1. Lineage: Eukaryota; Metazoa; Chordata; Mammalia; Rodentia; Chinchillidae. The coding region runs from base 113 to 697 and encodes 194 amino acids. Gene Ontology annotation, cellular component: endomembrane system; membrane. The record is from RefSeq and is a predicted model, not a curated record. The transcript has 3 exons.
CUAGCUCCAGUCUGUCGCUGAACUCCGCGCGCCUCUAACUCGCAGAGAGGGAGGAGAAAGCAGCGAGUUCCGGAGCUCAGACUAGCCCAGCCAAACCUUUGCUCCAGAGAUCAUGGCUGCCGAGGAUGUGGUGGCGACCGCCUCCGAGCUGAACGAGCUGGAGAGCGGCGGGCUGCUGCACGAGAUUUUCACGUCGCCGCUCAACCUGCUGCUGCUUAGCCUCUGCAUCUUCCUGCUCUACAAGAUUGUGCGCGGGGAUCAGCCAAGGGCCAGCAACGACGACGACGAUGAGCCGCCCCCACUGCCCCGCCUCAAGCGGCGUGACUUCACCCCAGCCGAGCUGCGGCGUUUCGACGGCGUCCAGGACCCGCGCAUACUCAUGGCCAUCAAUGGCAAGGUGUUCGACGUGACCAAAGGCCGCAAGUUCUACGGGCCCGAGGGACCAUAUGGAGUUUUUGCUGGAAGAGACGCAUCCAGGGGCCUUGCCACGUUUUGCCUGGAUAAGGAAGCACUGAAGGAUGAAUAUGAUGACCUCUCUGACCUUACUCCUGCCCAGCAGGAGACUCUGAGUGACUGGGACUCUCAGUUCACUUUCAAGUAUCAUCACGUGGGCAAGCUGCUGAAAGACGGGGAGGAACCAACUGUGUACUCAGAUGAAGAUGAACCAAAAGAGGAGAAUGCUCGGAAAAAUGAUUAAAGCAUUCAGUGGAAGCAUAUCUAUUUUUGUAUUUUUCAGAAUCAUUUGUAACAUACCAGUCUGUCUUUAAAACAUGGUGAUUUCAAUAUUUAGAAAGGUUUGAACUUGCUGUAAAUUUUUUAAUUAACAUCACUAGCGACACUGAUAAAAUUAACUUCUGUCUUAGAUUGCAUGAGAUAUUUGUAUGUCACAAAUCCAGAAAAUGAACUGCAGUGCUAUAAUGCAAAUGUUAAUACUGUUUUUCUUCUAUAUAUAGUAACUACAAGCUGAAUUUAAAUUUGUUUUUCCAGAGCGACAAGUAAGACUCGGGUAUUUCCACAAACAGGUAAAAACGUUAAAUGUGUACCAAGAACGAAGGAUCAACUUACAGUUAUGGUAUUCUCUAAAUAAAUUUCUUUUAUUCAAUUGACUUCACUGCAUGAUUUCUAUCUUAUCUACCUCUAAAGCAAAUCUGCAGUAUUCCAAAGGCUUUGGUAUAAAGACAGCCAUCUAGUAACAAAAGAAAAUCUCAAUGUUGCGCUCAAUUUGGGGAAAUAAUUACUGUGUUGCUGGACCACUUUAUUGUCCUUAUCCUCCUAUAGACAUACAAACACAGUAAUAUACAGUUAGGAUUAAAAUAAGAUCUGAACAUUUAAAAGACAGCUUUGGGGGGAAAAAAAUUCCUAAAUACACGAAGAAGGUUGUAGGACUGGUUUCCCAAUCUCCAUGUUCAUAGUAGGGUAAUGGUUAUUUGACAACAUGUUAAGUGCAAGAGGGGCAUGCAGAAUAGGACCAGGUGUGUGCUUUCCUGAGAGCCUGUGUUCACAUCCCUGAAGAAUGAGGAAAGAGUACAUGUCACUAGUGAAGUGGUUUCUAAACUAUAUUCCUAAGGUAACAGUUUCCUUUUGUUGUUACAAAACUGUAGCCACUGCGAAAGUAGUAAUCAAAUGUCUAGGUCUUGAAUAGUAUUCUUGGUUAACGCUAAACCUAGUUUAAGUAGACUCUACAGUUGUAUGACUUUGUAAAAGUAUUCAGUGAACAAGUGAGAUUGCAAACUCUUGUAAUUGUAGUUAAAUAGUGAUUGUACUUUCUUUGUGAUGUGUUUAGUGGUUUUACCUCAAAUCACAAAAAAAUUGAAGUGCUUUGGUCAGUUAAUAAAAUGAUUUUACUCAGA